CGCUGGCUGGAUAACAACAUGGUCUGGUUUUCUGUGCCUGCACUUCUAACUUGGCUUCUUCUUCAGGUGGUCUGGAGUCAGCCUGCUCCGGAGACGACUGAAAUAGACUUAGAUGGAGGAAUUGAUCAAGACAUCUUUGACAUCAAUGAAGCUUUAGGACUGAACCUUUUUGAGGGAGACAUCAAGCUUGAUGGGCUGCAGGGACGAAACUCCAUCAUUGGUGACAAUUAUCGGUGGCCGUACACUAUUCCCUAUGUCCUCGAAGACAGCCUGGAAAUGAAUGCUAAGGGCCUCAUCCUCAAGGCAUUUGAACAGUAUCGACUAAAAACCUGUAUUGACUUCAAACCUUGGGAAGGAGAGAAGGAUUACAUAUCUGUGUUCAAAGGAAGUGGUUGCUGGUCCUCAGUAGGAAACCGCCAACAGGGGCUGCAGCAGCUCUCAAUUGGAGCCAACUGUGACAGAAUUGGGACGAUUGAGCACGAGUUCCUGCAUGCACUGGGGUUCUGGCACGAGCAGUCGCGGUCCGACCGGGACGACUACGUGUCCAUAAUGUGGGACAGAAUUCAGUCUGGUUAUGAACAUAAUUUCAAUAAAUAUGAUGAUACAACAUCGGACUCCCUGAAUGUUCCCUAUGACUAUACUUCUGUGAUGCACUACAGCAAAACUGCAUUCAGGAAUGGCACUGAACCAACCAUCAUAACCAACAUACCAGACUUCACGGACGUGAUUGGACAGCGAAUGGAUUUCAGCGAUUAUGAUCUCCAGAAAUUGAAUCGGCUGUACAACUGCACCUCCUCCCUAAGCUUCAUGGACACAUGCAGUUUUGAACUUGAAAAUAUAUGUGGUAUGAUUCAAAGUUCAGAUGAUAACAGUGAUUGGCAGCGUUUGUCUCAGGUUCCUGCUGGGCCGAAUACUGAUCAUACCAAUAUGGGAGAAUGCGAAGAUUCUGGCUACUUCAUGCAUUUCAACACCAGCGCUGUAGGAGAGGGAAGCACCGCUGUCCUGGAGAGCCGAAUUCUGUAUCCCAAAAGAGGCUUUCAGUGCUUGCAGUUCUAUUUCUACAACAGUGGGCACGAAAGCGACCAGCUGUACGUCUGGGUCACGGAGUACACUUCGGACCACCCCAAUGGUACUUUGACACUCAUUGAAGAGAUAAGAGGCUCACCUGCGGAUUACUGGCAGCUCCAUCAUGUUUCUUUGAAUGUCACGAGUAAAUUCCGGGUUCUGUUUCAAGGCGUAAGAGGAACUGGUGUAUCAAACGGAGGCCUCUCUAUUGAUGACAUCAAUUUGUCAGAAACACAGUGUCCCCACCAUGUCUGGCAUAUCAGAAAUUUCACGCAUCUCCUCGACACAAGUCCUGAAGGGACAGCAGGAAGAAUAUACAGUCCACCUUUUUACUCUAGUGAAGGAUAUGCAUUUCAGGUGGGCUUGUAUGUAAAUGGCACCAGUGAUAACCCAUUUAAUUUGGCAAUCUACUUGCACUUGAUUUCUGGAGCAAACGAUGAUCAGUUGCAAUGGCCCUGUGCAUGGCUACAAGGUACCAUGAUUCUGCUGGACCAGCAUCCUGAUAUUCGUCAACGGAUGUCAAACCAAAGAAGUGUAACAACAGAUCCUCUAGCAUUAGAUUCCUCAUCAAAUUAUUUUUGGGAUAGACCAGACAAAGUGGGAUCAACAGCUUAUUUUCCCAAUGGAACUGCAUUCAUGAGAGGUCCAGGAAGUGGAACAAGUGCAUUCUUAACUCAUCAGAGACUUAGAAGCCGCGACUUUAUUAAAGAAGAUGGUGUUUAUAUUCUUUUAACAGUAGAAGAUAUAUCACAUCUACUGUCAACUCAGCCAAGUGCUUCACCCACAUUUGUUAUGAAUAAUUCCAGUGCCAACACUAUCAGGCCUACUUCCACCGCCACCAUCACUGCCACACCCACCACCAGCACCGCCACGUCCACCACCACCACCAAGCCCACCUCCAGCACCGCCACAUCCACCACCACCACCAAGCCCACCACCAGCACCGCCACGUCCACCACCACCAGCACCGCCACGUCCACCACCACCACCAAGCCCACCACUAGACUUACCACCACCACAACACCCAUCACAACAACCUCUGUCAUCCUGACUGAACCCCCAGUGACAGAUAUUCUGGAUUCCUGUUCAGACAACCCUUGUGAAAAUGAUGGCAUCUGCAUUAUUGUAGAUGAAGCACCUGUGUGCAGAUGUCCAGCAGGUGAUAAUUGGUGGUACAUGGGAGAAAAGUGUGAGAAGAAAGGCUCAACUCAAGAAAAUACUGUAAUAGCUGUUUCUUCAAGCAUAACUGUAUUUGUUGUUAUGCUUAUUGUCACUAUCACAAGCGUAGUGUGCCUUAAAAAGAAAUACAGCCAAGGAAAGGAAAACAGUGAGAACCUGACCCUAGAAGAAAGUAAAACAUCCUUCUGAAGAUACUGAAAACAAGUACCAAGGACUCAAGAUGGGCAUCACUGGAAAACGACAACCACAUCAUUAUUUUUCCUGUUAUCAUUAUUUCAGCCAUCAUGCUAAAGGUUUCUACAGUCUGGAAAAUAAAGCACCAUCUGGAUAAAA
This is a messenger RNA of Dromaius novaehollandiae (emu), 2577 nucleotides long. It is a transcript of the gene MEP1B, whose product is annotated as meprin A subunit beta. Gene Ontology annotation, molecular function: metalloendopeptidase activity; protein binding; zinc ion binding. NCBI's taxonomy places the organism in Eukaryota, Metazoa, Chordata, Aves, Casuariiformes, Dromaiidae. Gene Ontology annotation, cellular component: membrane. The record is from RefSeq and is a predicted model, not a curated record. Gene Ontology annotation, biological process: proteolysis. The transcript has 15 exons. Bases 19 to 2433 code for a protein of 804 amino acids.